Molecule: messenger RNA, 1722 nt
Organism: Owenia fusiformis
Lineage: Eukaryota; Metazoa; Annelida; Polychaeta; Sabellida; Oweniidae
Source: the annotation of a GenBank genome assembly
AAUGGCAUCUGGAUUUGUGGUCUUAGCUUGUUUGUUGUCAUGGCUACAGAGAACUGGUGGACAGUGUCAGUUUUGUGGGGAUCUAGACACAGUGCCAAGCGGGUACAGUGAGUAUCUAUAUGCUCCAAGUCAGGCGCAUAUUGAAAAUCCAGAGAGGGGGUUUAUGUAUGAAAUCGACACAAAAUCAUCAAGCCAUACUCCACUAUCAGUGUCUAGGCUGAAUACGCUAAGAGCCGAUUAUGGAAUCACAUGGAUAAACCGCCAAUGGGUGAUGGAUUUAUUUAGAGAGAGCCCUCUAUCGGCAGAGUUCAUACAACAAGUUAGAACGGACCUUGAUUUCAUUCGAAAUGCUGGCAUGACUGUGAUACCAAGAUUCCAUUAUAUCGACACACAGAGACCCAGCGCCCCCUAUGGAGACGCGACAAAACCUGUAAUGUUGGGGCAUAUUCAACAGCUGGCCCCAGUGUUUUCAGACUAUGCUGAUGUGAUUGCGGUGAUGAAUUCUGGUUUCAUUGGAACAUGGGGUGAAUGGUACUAUACAACACACUUUGGGGACCCGCAGUUUAGAGACUGGAGUGCACCGGGAAACAUACGCGGAUAUCCCCCGGAAAUGUUCGUUGAAAGAGCAGAUAUUUUAGAAGCAUUGUUAGCUGCUGUCCCGUCACACAUACAAGUCCAACUCAGGUAUCCUUGGCAAAAGCGGGUCAUGUAUCUCGAUGAAACGCCCGUCUCCCGAGAGGACGCAUACAACCGAACACUGAAAGGCAGAACAGGUCACCUAAACGACGCUUUCCUUGCAAGCGACACUGACAUGGGAACAAUCAUAGAUCCCAACGUCGACUAUCCUUACCUGAAUGCGGAGACGCGCUAUCUGGCACAGGGUGGAGAAUGCAAUCAAGUUAGCACUAAUCCACCUGGAAGGUCUGAGUGUCCCACUGCAACGUCAGAAAUGGCGUACUUCCACUAUGAUUUCCUCAACCGAGCCUACAGACAAGAUGUUAUAGACCUGUGGAUUCUUGGGGGUUGUUACGGCGAUAUACAUAGAAAUCUUGGUUACAGAUUUUUGCUGGAAAGGAGUGUUAUUCCGGACAGAGUUGCCAAAGGUGGGAGGUUUUGUUUUCGUCUCGAGCUUAGGAACACCGGGUGGUCGACCCCUUUCAAUGAGAAAACAAUGGCGUUCUAUUUAAGAGACGCAGCAGGAACAUUGUAUCGCGCUGUCAUCCCUGAUAUCGAGGUACGUGACUGGCAGACGGAAGUAGGGCCAAUUGUGAUAGAAGGAACUCUUGGCAUUCCAGAAAGCUUCCCCGAUGGCGUAUAUGAGGUGCUCCUUGGAAUGUAUAACCCUAGGCGGAGUUGGGAUUCCAAUCAGUACAUCUUGUUUGCGAAUAGCGAUGUACCAGAAUUUCAAACAGGAUUUAACAAUCUUGGGCAUAUUCUAACGGUGAGUUCCGACACAUCGAGUACUGGUACUGAAUGCUCUGUGUUUUCCUCAAUAAGCGCCCCUGCCCUGAGUUCGUACAAUAGAGUGUGGGAAUGUACGCUAGAGUGCGCUUCAACCAGUGCAACUUCCGCUUAACAACGGAAUAUUAAACCGAUGUAUUACGUAAAAUGUAGAAUAAAAUAAGAUUCACACAUACAUGUAGCUAGGUAAGGUGUGUCCGAUUCCAGCCAAUCCGAACAGUAGAGUAUUCGAAUAAUAAACAGUGUGUGAAAUAUCAAUGA